AUGCCCUACCUUGAGAUCGAGAAGAAGCGGCUUUUCUACACCCAGGUGGAGGCUGAAUCCCCUCGGGCAGGAUCGCCAGUGUUGGUAUUCAUCCAUGGACUUGGUUCAUCUCACUCGUUUUAUACGCCCGUUAUGGGCCAUCUUGCAGCUGCAGGAUAUUCAUCUGUUGCAUUUGACGUCUAUGGUUCUGGCCUCUCUGAGUUGGUGCCAGGCACUGACGAUCCGACCUUUGACUCGAUAGCUCAAGAUGUUGAGGGCCUGGUUUCAAAACUGAACAUCCCUAUCGAGAAUGCCGUUGCCAUCGGCCACUCGAUGGGCGGUAUUGUUGUGGCAAAGCUGGCAUCAAGGAACAAUCUUCGUGGUGCAGUCCUGAUUGGACCGGUUUUGCCCAAGCCGGCUAUGGCAGGCAUCUUCAGCGCGAGAAUUGAGACAGUGAGAGAACAUGGGAUGGAAGCAAUGGCCAAGACGAUCCCUUUUGCUGCGACGGGUUCCAAGGCCAACUCGACGCAAAAGGCAUUUAUUCGAACGCUGCUCCUUUGUCAAAAGACAAACGGAUACAUCGCUCUGUGUAACGCCAUUGCUAAGGCGGAGCGGCCAUCAUAUGCAGAUGCGCACUCGCCUUUGCUCAUCAUUGCAGGAGAGGAGGAUAAAACAAGUCCAGUUGCUGAUUCCGAAACCAUGUUGGCCAGCUGGGGAUGCGAUAACGCGGCCAAAAACAUUCGAAUUCUUCCCGGCGCCUGCGAUAACUGCAAGCGCCGCAAGCAGAGAUGUGACGGUCGGAGGCCUUGUGCCCGCUGUAUCAAGCGUGGCCUGAAGCUCGAUUGCCAGGAGUCGACGAUCACCUCCGAUGGGAGACGCAUCGUCGCGUCUUCUCUGCCCAGCCCUGAUCCAGAUCGGAUAAGCAACACGACGGGACAUGCUACCCCAGAGACUUCGGGACCGAUAUCUGCCAGCGGAGCAUCGGCCCUGGCGUCAAUAGAUGAGACCUACGCUGGCGAUGGGCAGACGUUGCAGCUCCUCUCAAACACACAACCAGAGCGAUUGCCUCGGAUGUCACGGCUCAUUCAAGACACGAGAGGAGAGUACAUGUUCAUCGGAGACUCAGCGACGCUGUCAUUUCUUCAAAAUAUUCGACGCAUUGUACGACGCAGCAUAGGGGAUUGCUCCCUCGUUGAUGACCCUCUGCGACAUGGCAUUGUGGAGGCAUCACCUGAGACGCGGCGAGGAUGGAUCUUAUCGAGCGCCCAAAAUCCGCCCCCGAGGCAGACUGCGCUUGAGGUGGACUAUCUUCAGAGAUGGUACAUGCAAUCGGCCAAUUGUGUGCUACUCUUGUUCGACCAGAAGGAGCUGGAGAGUGGCAUCCACAAGUGGUUGGAAGAUGGGCAGGACAUGGCAGAUCCUGCAAGCUCCGUGUACUAUCUUGUUUUUGCCAUUGGAGCGCAAACAGGGCCUGAGGACAAAGAUGACCUCGCUGAGAUCUUCUUCAACUAUGGUCGCUACUUGACAGUCGAGACUUUGAUGGAAGAUCCCGGCAUCACAACGAUCCAAGCCUUCGCCCUGAUCGCCAUGUAUCUGCUUGGUGCUUCACGUCGCAACGCUGCCUUUAUGUAUCUCGGCAUGGGCGUGCGAGCUGCCUACGCAAUUGGCCUGCACCGACACGAUAUUUCGUCCCUCUUCUCACCAGCCGAGUGUCGCACUAGAGAACGUCUCUGGAAAGCGAUACGAAUCCUCGACCUGUUCAUGAGUGCAUCACUUGGUCGCCCACCGUCAACAUCGGAACUUCGAGACACUGCGAAUCCCCAGGACUACUCCGCCUGUAAUGACCUCUCGAUGAUCUUUGAGUCCAUCCUUACAGAUGUUUAUGCGAAACGCAUGAUUUCCCCCGAGGUCUUGGAGCGAAUCAGCAAGCAUCUACGCCGCUGGACGGUUCAGUGUGCCGAUGGUCUUGCGCGCGAUGGCAUUGAGGAGGAUGAGUUUAUCGAUGAUGAAGCCGGAGGCAAGCAGCCUAACAUUGGUCUCAUCCAUCUCAAGCAGACAGGAUAUUGGACUGUCAUGUUGCUAUCCCUCCCGUUUCUUCACAAAGCGGUAUCUCAGCAUGUCGAGGCCAACGAAACAUCACUCCGUGGAGAGGAGAGACAGCCAUCUUCUUCUUCUUCCAAUGAGGUUUUGGUGCAUUCUUGUCUUGAAUCAGCUGUUCGAACUGUUGAUAUUCUUCAAGUCUUUGUCAAGACUGACGCGAUUCCCAAACGCUUGCCCUUUGUUGGAAACUCGGCGUUUGUAUCCGGACUUGUGCUGGGCGCAGCUAUCUUUGGGGAUUUCGACAACUCAUUCCCUCUUCAGAAGAGUUUGACUGCGACGAGGAGUAUCCUUGAGCGCUUCAGUCGAUACGAUGCUGUAGCCAAGCGUCAUUUGAUGAUUCUGGACCAUCUCCAGAGCGCCUGCGACAUCUACAUGGAGAACCGAGCGAGGCUAAGGAUGGAACGCCAAGGACAUCUUGUUAAUGGUCUUUUCGGUAGCAUACAUGCUAUUGGAAGGUCUCCAUUUCAUAAUACGUCCCUGCUGGAUCCUGUCACGCGGCUCUCAUCGACUGGGCCAUCUCAGAAUAUUCAGGGACAAAUGCCGGCACCAGAAUCAGCCAUGAACCAUGAGAUGGGUACAGACACGAUCGGGCAAUCGCUCAACCAAGGCGAGGGACAAGAGCAGGCAGAAAUCACGGUUGCAAACGCUACUGAUCAGAUCCUGGGCAUCUCCCCCAACAUGCUCUGGUUCGACUCGUUUGAUACUACCAUGUCUCUCUUCCCUAUCGUUGACACUCACCUUAUGGGCAACGAUCUGACAUGA
Messenger RNA from Fusarium vanettenii 77-13-4, 2841 nucleotides. RefSeq lists its product as uncharacterized. The transcript is spliced from 5 exons. The coding region runs from base 1 to 2841 and encodes 946 amino acids. The record is from RefSeq and is a predicted model, not a curated record. Gene Ontology annotation, molecular function: zinc ion binding; RNA polymerase II cis-regulatory region sequence-specific DNA binding; DNA-binding transcription factor activity, RNA polymerase II-specific. Lineage: Eukaryota; Fungi; Ascomycota; Sordariomycetes; Hypocreales; Nectriaceae. Gene Ontology annotation, biological process: DNA-templated transcription; positive regulation of transcription from RNA polymerase II promoter by galactose. Gene Ontology annotation, cellular component: nucleus.